This is a messenger RNA of Oppiella nova, 930 nucleotides long. NCBI's taxonomy places the organism in Eukaryota, Metazoa, Arthropoda, Arachnida, Sarcoptiformes, Oppiidae. The record is from the annotation of a GenBank genome assembly.
AUGUGUCCAGGGGCACAUAGACUUUGGUCGCACCGGGCGUACAAAGCCAAGUGGCCGUUGCGGCUAAUCCUGGGGGCCCUCCAAACGGCGACCAUUCAGGAGGACAUAUACGAGUGGUCACUGAAACACCGCUUACACCACAAGUUCUCCGACACCGAUGGCGACCCCACUAACGUUUCCCGGGGUUUCCUAUGGGCUCACAUCGGGUGGCUAUUCUUCAAACGCCACCCGACAUACCUGUCCAAAGUGCCCACCAUUGACACCACGGACCUCAUGGCCGACCCUAUUGUAAAGUACCAACGUAAAUUUUAUACCUUGUGGGUGGUGCUGAUCAGGGGUACUAUGUUUACGGGAAUCCCAUCGUAUUUGUUUCCCGAUCAAGGAGUGGGAUACCUGUUAGCAAUGAAUGUGCUGUUUUAUGUGAUACUAUUGCACUAUACCUGGCUGGUUAACUCCGUGGCCCAUAUGUUUGGAUACCGGCCCUACGAUCAGUCUAUUGAGCCCACGGAUAAUACUGUGCUCGUGUACCUGGCUAUGGGGGGCGGUUAUCACAACUAUCACCACACCUUCCCUCACGACUACUCCGGGUCUGAGUACGGAUGGGAACAGAACUUCAAUCCGACGACUCUUUUCAUCGAUAUGUUCGCCAAAAUCGGUUGGGCUUACGAUCGCAGGAAAGUCUGCCCACAAGUCAUACAAAUGCGGACCAAACGCACGGGUGAUGCCAACCAAUUGAGACGCAACGCACGUAUGGCCGUCGAUGUCAUACUCGGCCUAAUCAUACUCUACUGGCCCCUACCUGUCAUCUAUGGCAUCCGAUACCUAAUUCAUUAGCACCCGACACAGUUUGAGAUGAAUGUGUUUUUUUAAGUAAUUUAUUAAUUCAUAAAAGUUUUAUUGUCUAAUCAGUUACGAUAAUAUCAGUUAAGG